UACAUUCUGAAAGUCAAUUCAAAAUGGCGGAAGAAGGCGAAAUUGAUGUUCUUGGAGAUUUUGAUUUAAAACUUGAGGUAGACAGUAACAUGUAUGACAGUAAUGAACUACCAUCAAAGAGUGCUAACUUACUACCGGAAUACACAGACCCACCUUGGAUGCUGGAACAAGGCUGGACUUUAGACAAUAGUUGUAUGGAUGAAAAAUCAAAAGCUACCAUUGAAAAAAUGCUGCUUGAAGAACAAUAUUAUAUAAGUGGUAAGACGGGGAGAGGUAAACAACAGUUGGCUAUGUCUGUUGGUGUUGGACUGGGAAAGAAGAAAGGAGAACAGAAAAAGAUUGUCUGGACAAAGGAGGAAAAAGACAUGUUCCAUAAAGGAAUGGAAAUAUAUGGUAGAAGCUGGACAAAGAUAGCAGAGCUUAUACCAACACGGACAAGCACUCAGAUUAAAAACUUUGCUCAUCAGUUGUUCAGAACAUUAAGUAAAGACAAGGAAGUUUCGCCACCUAAAUCUGAAGCAUCAACUUCAUCAACUUCAACCAGUAGCUCUCCAGUGACUUGUAGCCAGGAUCCACUCACUCUAACUAUAGAAACAGUAACUACGGCAAUGCCAACAGUUCCAAAUCUAGAAAAAUGUAUUCUACCCAGACGUGGGCGGAUACCAUCAAAAGAAAAACGUGUAAUGAAAGGUAAAUCAGCCAAACAAAAAAACCUUGUAUCAAAAAGCUCCAGUAACAAGUUAACUUUUUCCCAGAAUGCUAAGAAAGUUGCACGAAUCAACCAAUUAAAAUGCAAAAGAAAAUCAUGUGAUAAGAAAAAUGGUUUGAAUAAGCAUACAGAGCAUGUUACAAGUCAUAGUACUGGUCAGCUGACAUCAGAUAUUGUGCUGGACAAGAAAUUGACAAUAACUCCAAGUUUGAUAGAAAAUCUAGAUGGAUUUUGUGCUGUUGCUGAUAUUAUUGGCGGAGAAAAUGAUGAGGAAAAGAAUGUGGCCAAUGAGAGUGAUGAUGACAUUCAUAUUGAUAUUGAAAAUGAUGAUACAGAUGUAAACCCUCUUUUGAUUGGUAGGUCCACUUCACCAAACUCUGUGUAUGAAAAGUUACUGAACGAAGCAAAUUUUAAUGAUAGUAAUCAAGUUAACGAAAACACUGACAAUAUUUAUACACAAAGUGGUCAGAUUAUGACUAAAACAGAAGGGAAGAAAAUUGAUAAAGAAACAUUUUUAGAAUGGAAAACAUGUGAAUCUCAAGCAAAAAUAAGUGGAGAAGAUAUACCAGAUAUUGAUGUACAAGCCAAAGUGACGGAAACCAUAGGAAAUAAUACUGAACAGAAUGAAGAACUGAUUCCAGUAAAAAAUGACAUUGUAGUAAAUGAGAAUGAAAGCAGUUCUGUAACAUUGGAGGAUAGAAGUUUCUUAAAGAAGGAAGAUACAGUGAAACAAAUAGACACUCAAAAAGUUCUUGUGAAUGCUUUAGUGAGAGAUGACGGUGAAGUUGUCCAUUUUCCUGUACCAGUUACAGAAAUAAGUUUACAACCAAAGAUGAUAACAGAACAAGAGAAGAGUGUCCUCAAGGAAUUUUUUGAUAACAGACCAUCAAAAACUCCUGAAAGAUACCUGAAAAUAAGAAAUUACAUCAUUGAAUCUUGGAAAAAAUGUCAGCCUAGCUAUUUAAACAAAACAUCAGUGAGACCGGGAUUAAAGAAUUGUGGAGAUGUAAACAGUAUAGGCAGAGUACAUGCUUAUCUUGAAUGUAUAGGAGCCAUUAAUUUUGGAUGUGAGCAAGCAGCUUACAAACAUCCAAGGUCAAUAUUUUCCCUAGUUGGUCGAGAAAAACUGUCCAAAGAUUCUACAUUUGAAGUAAAUUCUGCAAAGUUAGAAGCUAUGAGACCAAGAAAAAGAAAAGUAAAAGAUGCUUUUGGAUUUUGGAUUGAUGAAAAAGACCUUGAGGGAACAACUUUUGAGCAUGGAAUUUUGAUUGAAAGUCAGCCAAAAGAGACAAAGCCAAAACAAAUAAAAACAGCAUAUGAUCCGUUCAAGCUGAUACCAUGUCUUUCAUUUGAUGAUGAAAAUCCUGCACCUUUCCUUGUAGAGAUUCAUUGCUCAGCACUUAUUGUCAUGGAUAUACACAGUCAUAUAUCCAAGACAGAGGUAAUUGGCAUGCUGGGUGGUAAAUUUUGUGCAGAGCAAGGUAAACUUAUCAUUACCAUGGCAACACCAUGUAACAGCAUUAGUACGGGCAUGCAGUGUGAAAUGGAUCCAGUUUCUCAAAACCAGGCAAGUGAGGAGAUCCGAGGGUCAGGUAUGGAAGUAGUGGGCUGGUACCAUUCUCAUCCAACCUUUGCCCCAAACCCGUCAGUCAGAGAUAUUGAAACACAGCUAAAAUUUCAGAAUUGGUUCUCAAAGGGAGGUUGUAAUUUUGUGGGUGUGAUAGUGAGUCCAUACAACAUGAGGAAGACUGGAAUGUGUUCAGAAGUUAACUGCCUUACCAUUAGUAAUGAGAUACAGCCACAACUACAGUGCAAUAUACCAUAUAAAUUCAGUUAUACAACAAAGUUGUGCAAUAUGUCAGAAGUAAACCAUAUUGUGUUGACAGCCCAGGAUCUGGCCACUAGCUACAGUAACUACCAAAACAAGGUUGAUCUUACUUCAAUAUACAACUCAUCAAGGGGAGUAAGUUGUUUAGAAAAGAUGAUUGAAUCAUUGAAGUCGUAUUGUAUAGAGCCAGAGACAUGUCAGCUUAUAGAGAGUGUUAGAAAAGCUUUUACCCCGGUCGUUCCUGCUCAUCAUAACAUACAUCAAGAUGAUACAUGCAAUUCUUUCUCUCAAUCUGAAAAUCCAGAUAGUUCCUCAAAUAUUUCUUGAUACAUGAUUGAUAAGAAUUUGUCACAAAUUGUUUAUAGAUGCAUGUACUAUAUGCAUUUUAAUGUUACAUGUGCUUGAUACAUUUAAAUGUUACAAGUACUUCAUGCAUUUUAAUGUCAAAGUUUGAAGUUUUAAUGAAAAAAUUAAUGAGAAAAAUGAUGUUUUAAAAACA
Ruditapes philippinarum (Manila clam) is the source of this 3036-nucleotide messenger RNA. RefSeq names its product deubiquitinase MYSM1-like. NCBI's taxonomy places the organism in Eukaryota, Metazoa, Mollusca, Bivalvia, Venerida, Veneridae. The coding region runs from base 24 to 2864 and encodes 946 amino acids. Gene Ontology annotation, biological process: double-strand break repair. Gene Ontology annotation, molecular function: polyubiquitin modification-dependent protein binding; metallopeptidase activity. The transcript is spliced from 15 exons. Gene Ontology annotation, cellular component: BRCA1-A complex; BRISC complex. The record is from RefSeq and is a predicted model, not a curated record.